AUGUUGCUAGUUUCCCCCUUGCUGCUAAUAUGCGCUCUGCUGCCAUGGGCAACACACGCGAUGCGGCAAGACCGCCUGCAGCGGCUGCGCCAGGAAACGGUGGACAUGUUCUAUCAUGGGUAUAGCAACUACAUGAAGCAUGCGUUCCCAGACGACGAACUGCGACCCUUAAAGUGCGCCCCUCUGACCCGAGAUCGAAGCAACCCCGGCCAUAUUGGACUGAACGACGUCCUAGGGAAUUACUCCCUAACCCUCAUCGAUAGCCUGUCCACACUUGCCAUCCUUGCCGGAGGACCCCAAGAUGGAUAUACCGGACCCCAGGCGCUGAGCGACUUUCAGCAUGGAGUGGCCCAGUUUGUGGAAUAUUACGGAGACGGCCGGCCAGGACCCUCUGGUCUUGGACGUCGGGCGUUCGGUUUCGAUCUCGACAGCAAGGUUCAGGUCUUUGAAACGGUGAUCCGGGGAGUCGGCGGGCUUCUCAGCGCACAUCUAUUCGCUGUCGGAGAGCUGCCAAUUACUGGAUACGAUGCUCGAACAGAAGGCCCCCCCAGCAGCGAUCCUCUGGAACUGGCCCCUAUACACUGGCCCAAUGGCUUCAAGUACGAUGGACAGUUGCUGAGACUUGCGCUGGACCUCGGCCAAAGGAUCCUCCCUGCAUUCUACACCGACACAGGCAUCCCGUACCCCCGCGUCAACCUCCGGCACGGAAUCCCAUUCUACACCAACUCGCCCCUCCACCGUGUGAUGGGCGAAGCGGAUCUUCCCGAAGUCCAGGAGGUCACAGAGACGUGCAGCGCUGGAGCAGGCAGCCUGACUCUCGAGUUUACCGUCCUCAGCCGACUGUCCGGCGACCCUCGCUUCGAGCAAGCAGCUAAGCGGGCUUUCUGGGAAGUCUGGGGCCGGCGAAGUGAGAUUGGUUUGAUCGGAAACGGCAUCGAUGCGGAGCGUGGGUCAUGGAUUGGUCCUCACUCUGGGAUUGGUGCCGGCAUGGACAGCUUCUUCGAAUACGCCCUGAAAAGCCAUAUUCUGCUCUCUGGAAACGAUAUGCCAAAUGUGUCGACGUCUCAGAGGGAGAGCAGCACAAAGUGGCUGGACCCCAAUUCUCUUCAUCCCCCUUUACCAAGCGCGUUGCAUUCAUCAGACGCAUUCCUGGAAGCAUGGCACCAGGCCCAUGCCUCCGUCAAGAGAUAUCUCUACACCGACAGAAGCCAUUACCCAUACUACUCAAAUGGACACCGUGCUACUGGUCAACCGUACACAAUGUGGAUUGACAGCCUGGGUGCUUUCUACCCUGGUCUUUUAGCCUUGGCAGGCGAGCUUGAUGAAGCCAUCGAAGCAAACCUCGUUUAUACCGCUCUUUGGACACGCUAUGCGGGUCUGCCAGAACGAUGGUCAGUUCGUGAGAACACCAUUGACGGGGGGCUUGGCUGGUGGCCGGGUCGUCCCGAGUUUAUCGAGUCGACAUAUCACAUUUACCGCGCUACAAAAGACCCCUGGUACCUAUAUGUUGGCGAAAUGGUCCUCAGAGAUAUCAAGCGGCGAUGCUACACCCCUUGUGGGUGGGCUGGCUUGCAAGAUGUCCGGACAGGAGAAAAGUCAGAUCGCAUGGAGAGUUUCUUCCUCGGAGAGACGGCAAAGUACAUGUACCUGCUGUUCGACCCAGAUCACCCUCUGAACAACCUUGAUGCGGCAUACGUCUUCACGACAGAGGGGCAUCCCCUCCUCAUUCCGAAAAAGGCUCGGUCGAGAUCGAGCAACGCGCCUCCUUCGACGAAAGCAGCCGUCGCCGUGUACCAAUAUUACGACGAGAGCUUUACCAACUCAUGUCCCGUGUUUCCCGUCGCUGAUCCGAUCUCUGGCUCAGCAACCGCCGCCCGGCGAGACCUAUUCCACGUCGCCCGCUUCACAGACCUACACAACACUCCCAACCUCCAUGGCCCAGUUGAGACUAUUGAAGUUGACGACAAGGAUAAGGGACGGGUGACUCGAUACAGGGCCAAGACCAACUAUACCCUCUUCCCGUGGACGCUCCCCCCAACCAUGCUUCCGCACAACGGCACUUGCGCAGUGCCUGUGGAACGCGUGCAGUCGUGGAUCGAGUUCCCGGCCAGUGAAAAUUCCGGCACGCUAGUAACGCGCUUUGGGUCCUCACUCGUGUGGAACUCUCACAAGGGCCCCACAGUCAAGAGCUUACAGGGCAUGCGAUUCCAGUUGGAACGACAGUAUGAUGAAGAGUUCGGGGAUGAGGCGUGGAGGAUUACUCACGCGGGCACGACACAGCUUGGGCGCCAUGAAACCGUCUUCUUUCAUGCUGAGCAUGUUCGCCAUAUGAAAGACGACGCAUUUUCCUGCAUCCGGCGUAAGGACCUGGUGGAAAUUGAUCUCAUCAUGGACAUCCCUCAAAAGCACAAUGCCAGUAUGCCAUUACCAGCGGACGGCGUCAAUGCAUCAUCUAUCAAGGCUGGGGCCGAAAUCGACCCCAUGCCUAAUCCCUCUGAGUCGCUUUUCAAGUCCCUUCUCCGGGCCAUGACCUCCGUCUUUGAACCCGCAUACACGGAGGUCCCGGAGUCGGAGACGGACGGGCCCGGACCCACCAUCCUCCGUUGGUCCGCCUACACAGCCACCGGCCUCGGCGCGUUCCCCCUCCCCUCCAUCCCUGACACUCCAAUCAUCGGCUCGCCCACCUACAGUGCCAAGAACCCGCUUGCAAACUUCCCUUGGACAACCGUCUAUCUCGCCGGGCAUGCCUGUGACGCACAGCUGCCCGACGCCGCACCACGAGAACACCAGGUCAUCGUCAUGCGCCGCGGCGGCUGCUCCUUUAACCAGAAGCUAGAGCGCAUCCCCAGUUUCUCUCCAAAUCCAAGCUCUCUACAGCUCGUCAUUAUCAUUGACGAAGGCCCAGAUAAUGAGGAAGAAGGUGACAACAUGAUAAGGCCGCUACUGGCUGAGGCGCAACUGACUCCCAGUGGAAUGAAGCGAUUCAACGGCUUGCCCCUAGUUCUAAUGCGCACAAAUAAGGGAGAUUAUGCGCGAUUCGGCGCGGCCAAGGGCGUGGGGAUGCGUAGGAAGUAUAGGAUUGAAAGCCAGGGACUGUUCGUUGAGAACGCUAUUGUUUUGUAA
Ilyonectria robusta is the source of this 3123-nucleotide messenger RNA. Its product is annotated as glycosyl hydrolase family 47-domain-containing protein. The record is from RefSeq and is a predicted model, not a curated record. The transcript is spliced from 2 exons. Gene Ontology annotation, biological process: carbohydrate metabolic process; endoplasmic reticulum mannose trimming; mannose trimming involved in glycoprotein ERAD pathway. Bases 1 to 3123 code for a protein of 1040 amino acids. Gene Ontology annotation, molecular function: mannosyl-oligosaccharide 1,2-alpha-mannosidase activity; calcium ion binding. NCBI's taxonomy places the organism in Eukaryota, Fungi, Ascomycota, Sordariomycetes, Hypocreales, Nectriaceae. Gene Ontology annotation, cellular component: membrane; endoplasmic reticulum.